Messenger RNA from Mytilus trossulus (common blue mussel), 919 nucleotides. Its product is annotated as shematrin-like protein 2. The transcript is spliced from 3 exons. NCBI's taxonomy places the organism in Eukaryota, Metazoa, Mollusca, Bivalvia, Mytilida, Mytilidae. The record is from RefSeq and is a predicted model, not a curated record. The coding region runs from base 42 to 842 and encodes 266 amino acids.
AGGAACACACCAGCAUAGAUCAUUACAGAGAACCAACAAACAUGACACCAAUAGUAUUGAUUUCCUUUGCCCUAUUCGGACUCGUUGCAUCGGAGGCCGGUGAAAAAGGAUACAGUCCCAAACAUAACCUGAAAACAUAUGGAAAUCCAUUCGGACCAGGUAAUAUUGGUAGUUUGGGAUACCAAGGACAUGGUAGAUUUGGAUAUCCAUCUUAUGGUAGAUCAGGAUACGGAUACGGGGGAUAUUCCAACAAUGCAUAUGGUAACGGUUCACCAUUAAACAUUGGCGGAUAUGCUGCAUACAAUGGAUAUAGUAUUCAAAGUGGAUAUCCUGGAUACGGAUAUUUACAUGGCAGAGGAUUGAACGGAUUCAGUGGAAAUAGAAAUUACGGUGUUUACGGUAAAAAUAUCGGACCUUUCAAUGGUAAUGGAUUCGGUCGAGGACUUGGAGGAUUUAACAAUUUAAAUGGUUAUGGAGCAUAUAGUAUAAAUGGGGCAUACGGUGGUGUUAACAAUUACGGAACAUAUGGUAUUGGUGGUUUGAAUGGUUUUGGAUCAUAUGGGGGUUUAAAUGGUAUCGGAUCAUAUGGUGGUUUGAACGGUUUUGCAUCAUAUGGUAUUGGUGGUAUUGGUAGUUUAAAUGGUUUUGGAUCAUCUGGUUUUGGUGGUUUGAAUGGUUAUAGAUCUCAUGGUAUUGGUGGUUUAAAUAGUUUUGGAUCAUACAGUAUUGGUGGUUUGAAUGGUAAUGGUGUUGGUGUCAAUGGUGGACUAAUAAAUGGUAGACGAGGUCUAAAUGGAUUGAGCAGUUUUGGUAAAUUUGGAGGUAAAAAAGGAACAUAUUAGGAUCCAAGAAGUCCAUGAUGAAUUGAUGUCAAUGUUUUACAGUUUUUUUUAUAAUGGUUUAUGUAUAUUAAAAUAAA